Emys orbicularis (European pond turtle) is the source of this 1643-nucleotide messenger RNA. Its product is annotated as N-acetyllactosaminide beta-1,6-N-acetylglucosaminyl-transferase-like. Gene Ontology annotation, molecular function: acetylglucosaminyltransferase activity. Lineage: Eukaryota; Metazoa; Chordata; Testudines; Emydidae. Gene Ontology annotation, biological process: transforming growth factor beta receptor signaling pathway. The coding region runs from base 1 to 1209 and encodes 402 amino acids. The transcript has 3 exons. Gene Ontology annotation, cellular component: membrane. The record is from RefSeq and is a predicted model, not a curated record.
AUGCGCCCGCAGAGGCGUUACCUCCUGGCCGUUCCUCUCCUGGGCGCGAUGGUUUUCGUUGUGCUGCACAAGGGUCAGUUGCACCGGUCAAAAAAAUAUCCCCGGCAAACAAUGUCCCACGAAAGCUACCUGCUGAAGCGAGCCUGUGAUGCAUUAAUCGAACAGAAGAAAGGUUUUGUUUGGGGAAACCUCCUAAAAACCUCUCGGGGGAGUUUUGCCUGCAGUGAGUACUUAAUGCACAACCACUAUAUAACCAGCCCUCUCUCUGCAGAAGAAGCUGCCUUUCCUUUGGCUUAUAUCAUAACUCUACAUAAAGAAUUCGAUACGUUUGAGAGGCUCUUCAGGGCUAUUUAUAUGCCCCAAAAUGUUUACUGUGUCCACGUGGAUGAGAAGGCAACGGCUCAGUUUAAGCAAGACGUGGAGACAUUGUUGAACUGUUUCCCCAAUGCGUUUCUUGCCUCAAAAAAUGAACCAGUCAUUUAUGCUGGAAUAUCCAGACUUCAGGCGGAUUUGAACUGCAUGAAAGACCUGCUGGAAUCAGGCGUUCGGUGGAAGUACCUGCUCAACACGUGUGGACAAGAUUUCCCCUUGAAAACCAACAAGGAAAUAGUUCAGCACCUGAAAGGAUAUAAGGAUAAAAAUAUCACUCCUGGGGUGCUGCCUCCUGCCCAUGUGAUUUCAAGAACCAAAUAUAUCCAUAAGGAGCACAUAGGGACGGACUCCUCGUACAUGAAAAAGACCAAUGUGUUGAAACAGUCCCCACCACACAAUCUGACCAUCUACUUUGGCUCUGCUUACAUUGCGGUCACAAAGCCAUUUGUCGAGUUCAUUCUCAAUGAUCAACGUGCUGUUGAUUUAUUGGAGUGGUCCAAGGACAGCUACAGUCCAGAUGAACACUUCUGGGUAACACUCAAUAGGAUACCAGAUGUCCCUGGUUCCAUGCCAAAUGCAUCCUGGGAAGGUAACCUGAGAGCUAUCAAGUGGAGCGAUCAGGAAAGCUCUCAUGGAGGUUGUCAUGGCCAUUACGUCAGAGGCAUUUGUAUAUAUGGAACAGGUGACCUAAAGUGGCUAUUUAAGUCUGUAAGCAUGUUUGCUAACAAGUUUGAACUCAAAACGUACCCACUCACUGUAGAAUGCCUGGAACUGAGGCUUCGAGAGAGAGCACUGAACCAGAGCGAAACGCAGGUGAAACCAAGUUGGUACUUUUAAAUUAACAACUCAGAAUGGAAAUAAAACUCCAGCUGCAGUAGCUUGGGAAGAAUAACCUCCCCGGAAAGACUUUUCUUCUGGAACUUCAGUACGGGUAGUUUGUAAUGUCUUGAGUGGAAGAUUUGAGUGCAGAUCAUACAAGACUGGAGAGACACAAAGAGGAGGCUGAGGAAGUGGUUCUGUUGGCUUUGCUGUAUUUGCAGGUUUGGCAUGUGUGGCUGGACGGCACCUUGCUGACUUGUGCCUGACAAUAAUGUCAUCGCUAUCAUGUUCUGUAUAUUUAUAUGUAAAAAUCAUGCAUCCCUAAAUUUUCCUAUGGCAACAUAAAAUCCAGAGCAUACUAAUGAGGAAGAGUUAUCCUUCUUUGAAGGAAACUAUCAACAAGAUCUUAAAGAUAAAUCUAGGUGCACAGUUUGAUGACUCCAUACGUACAG